Molecule: messenger RNA, 4081 nt
Organism: Cinara cedri
Lineage: Eukaryota; Metazoa; Arthropoda; Insecta; Hemiptera; Aphididae
Source: the annotation of a GenBank genome assembly
AUUGUUUAUUUUAAUAUAAUAUGGGUUUUUAAACUAUGAAAAUGUACACAAUCUGUGUCAUUCACCUGUCCUGAACAUAUUUUAUGCACAUCCAAUUUAUUUAUUGGUUUAAUUUGACCCGACAUCGAAAAUAUAUAUUUGAAAUAUCAUAAAAACGAAUAGGUAUGCGAAUUAUAUAUGUAAAUAAUUAUGACAUAAUAUCACCGGUACUUUGCUUCUACUCAACGGUUAAAUCGAACAAAAAAUUGUAUUACGGGUAUACGUAGAGACACAGUACAAGUAGAAAAUAAUUUAUUCAAGAAAUUCAACAGCGGUAUAUAACAUUUUGAAUUUUCGACCGCGAUUUAAGACGUAUAGUAAAUUUUAUGUAUACCUCGGGGAUAUCUCAAUUGAUGUCUUCGGCUAUACGAGAGUUCGAGCACGACAACUACUUACUGGUUAGCCGGUUUUGAAUUUUUGAUAUUGAUGAUAACAAAAUCAUAGAAUUAUAAUUCUGUGAUAACGCCAAAGAUUUACGCGUAGACCACGGUAUUUAUGGAUUUACCAUAGAGCACGGACAAAGAUACAGUGAGAUAUAGAUGGAUCUUAGUCCGCGCCAUAGAUUCUUACUCUAUGGGAUUUACACGGAAAUUACAUAAUUAAUAUACCAUAUACAUUAUGUCCGUAGAUAACACGGUGUUAUCAACACCGCGAGCGGUUAUUUCUUCAAGUUCAGGUAACAGUUCAUUUUAUUUCAACUGAUAAACGAUCGUUUAUUACUGCCUAUUUGUUUCGUUACGGUUUAGCAACAUUGCCCAAUUAGCACGUGCCCUUCGCGCUGUUUUGCGAACGUAAGCGUUAUUUGCGUUUUAUCCUUCGAACAUAUCAAUAUUACAUUAUCGGCCGACAGGAACAUUCAGUCGUAAUACAUAAACCGUGUUUAUAGGUACGUACCGUCGGUCUUCAUUCGACGAUAUUUAUAUGCAUGCGAUUUUUACCCGCAACGUCAAUUUUUUAUGACAACAUGUCAUUAUUAUUACUAUUAAGACGGUGAACGCGUACAAGUAGUGUUAUGUUGAUCGCUUUCGGUUUUAUUGACAUGACGUUCGUUCUAAAUUAUUAUUAUAAAAUCGUUUGUCCAGCGUGUAAUUAUAAUAUCGAAAUUAAAUCCGAACGAAUUGUUAAAAAAAGAAAAUUUCAAACAGGUACCUAUACCUAUCUAAUUUUUUAAUUUUAUUCAAUCGAUCUUUGGUUUUUGUUUGUAUUUUUUUUUUUUUUUUGUUCCUAACCAAUAUUUUACUGUCCGUAGAAUUUAUACGAUACGUUUAACUGCAGUGGGUAAAUGAUUUUCGCCUUUUAUUCUAUGUUUUAUUUUUAAGAUUUCUGUUGGUUCCAUUGAUGCCACAAUAGAACGAGUUCUGUGACUAACUUCCUUCCCCUGAGAUACUGCAUUAUAUUACUUAAAUUAUAUUAAUUGGGUUAAACUCUGGCUUUUGGGCAAUGGAAAAAAACACUUAAUACAUGAUCCGAUAUCGGAUUGUUCGUUUUCACCCCUUUUUGAUGGUACCCUAUGGCUCUUGGAUAUUGGAAAAAAUAUUAAAAUACCAACAACAGCUACAGAGGUUUUAUAUUUAUUCAUAAAACCAAUUACAACUUAGUACCUAUAUAAGUUACAAUUUCUAUUUUUAACUUUUUAAACACCAAACUUGGAUAUCAUUAUUGUGUCAGGAUCUAAAAACAAUACAAAUUUGUGAACAGUGGUCAAAAAAUGGAAAAUCCGAUCAUGUUUUAAUUGUCUGGGUGGUAUUGUUGAUAAGGGGUGAAAAAUGUAAAAGUCGGAAAUCAGAUUACGUAUUAAUAGUCUGAUUGGGUAUUUAAGCAAAUUUUAUCAAAGAAAUUUUGAUUAUUUUAAAAUUGUUUUUCUUAAACUCAAAAUUCAAUGAAAAUGUGUGUAUUUAAAUUUGAUUUGAUGUAGAGAAUCAAUUAAUGAUUAUGUAAUAUUGUAUAUGUGCCACUGCCCCGAGUUUAAAUAAUGGUAAUCGGAAUAAUAAUUCUCAAAAAUCAAUAAUAAUUAAAUACGAACAAUUAAUUAAGUUCAAAUAGAAAAAAAAAUAUUUUUAAAAAUACCACUUACCUUAUAAAUAGGUACAAUGCACAAAUAUUUGUAAUCAUAUUGAAAUCAUAUGUAGAAUAUUAAACUUUGUAAUUAAUUUUUAUAAGUAGAUACCACUUGUACUAUGUCUAUUGAUAUAUAAUCAAUGGUAUUACCUAUAUUACGAUUAUUAAUUAUAAUAUUAUAAUUUAUUCUCUCAUUCUAUAUCAAUAUGGUGAUUGAUUUGUCUUAUCGUGGUAAUGAUUUUCAGAAUUUGGUACUCUGUUCUAAAUACUUGCUAUUUCUAUUAAUUGAUGAAAUUCUAAGUUUUUUUUUAAUUUUACUACAAAAUUACAAUUAUCUUUGAAAGGACUUUCACUUUGUUUUUAUAAGCACUACACUCAUUGUUUAAUUAUUAUGAAGUACAUUAUUUUCUAUUGGAUCUUCAACAAUUGUUUAUUAGCAUUUCAUUUUUUAUGUAACAAUUUACUACUGUUUGAAUUAUUCCAAUUUAAAAUAAUUCAGUAAAUACCUAAUGUCAUAUUAUGUUUUAUUUAUUUAUUUUAAAACAUUUAGGUAGAUAUGUUAUGUUCAUUUAAUUAAUCUUAUUCAAUUAUCUAUUUUAGGAUCAAUACGUUCUAAAAUGAAAUAUAAAAAAACAACCAACAUUGUCCCAGCUGGUUUCGAAAGUGAUGAAGAAUAUUAUGAUGAAUUUGGUAAUUAUCAUCAGAAACCGGUCUAUAAACCACAAGCAGAGAAUUUUCAAUUGACAUUACAACAUGCAUGUAUUUCAAACAAUGUCCCAGAAAUUAUCCGUGCUUUAAAUUCUAAAUCUUUGAACAUUAAUUGUCAUUUGCAGAAUAAUUGGACUCCUUUAAUGUUUGCAGCAUUUUACGGAUCUUUUGAUGCAGUAACAUAUCUUUUAGAAAAUGGUGCAGAUCCUGCAAUACAUUUUGACUGUCAUAAUGUCAUCAUGUGUGUUUGCAAUUGUAAAUCUGUUAAUAUUAAUGAACUUGAUUUAGUAAAAUGCUUAAAUCUUUUUUUGAGUUUUAAUAAUAUCGAUAUUAAUUCUAAAGAUACGUCUGGUAUGACAGCUCUCAUGUUUGCCUGUUCCAACGGUUGGUUAAAAUUAGUAGAAUACUUGGUCAAUGAUGGUGCAGAUAUUGAAAUAGUAGACAAUCAAAAUGGCGAAACUGCAUUAUUCUUUGCUAUACGUUUUAAUCACUUUAAUAUUGUAAAAUUUCUAUUGUCACGCGGUGCCAACAAAGAUGCCACAGAUAAAAGAAACCAUACUGUAUAUAGAAUAGUUGAAAGUAAAAAUAUGAGUGAUAUGUUAAAUCUAUUGAAUGGAGAUGUUGAACAGGAACAACUACCAGAGUUCAUUUUCGAAGAACAAACUUGUUGGGAUAUUGUUAUAGCUGAAUUGGAAAAUGGUUUCCCUCGAGAUGCAGAAUCAUUCUUAAAUGCGUUGUCAAUGAAACAAUUUACUAGCACACUUAAAUCAAAUAAAACUACUUUUAAACAAUUACUCACUUGGAAAAGUAACGUUAAUAACAAUGUGGGAAUCACUUUAACACCACAUCAAAAGCUUUUAACUACUGCACUAAAAUGUUUUCAUACACGGAACUGGUCAAAUCAAUCAUUGGGCAUGAAAAGGCAGGAAAUUAAUGCUGAAACAAUUGCUCAUAUAUUAGCAGGUAUUGUAAGACAAUUGCAUGUAUUGGAUGCUACACUAAUAUAUUUAGAAUCUCAAAGUUAUAUCUUAGAUCAAAAGAAAGGCCGAGAAGCUAUACACAAUUUAAUGAUGAUCAAAUACACUAAAGAUAAAAUUUUAAAAUUGUUAUCAGAUAAAGAAGUGAGAGUUUCCAAAUCCGAUUACAUUGGACCCUGUAAGGUAAAAACUAAAAAAAAGAAAAAUAUUAAUGAUAUAGUGUUUUUUGGUGCUGCUGUUCUUUUAGUAUUAUUGCGUAUAGUUUAAACACGGUUUAUUUUUAUAAUCUCUGCUUAUAU